Molecule: messenger RNA, 3029 nt
Organism: Capra hircus (goat)
Lineage: Eukaryota; Metazoa; Chordata; Mammalia; Artiodactyla; Bovidae
Gene: FBLN2
Product: fibulin 2
Exons: 16
Coding region: 1-2538 (845 amino acids)
Biological process (GO): extracellular matrix organization
Cellular component (GO): extracellular region
Molecular function (GO): peptidase activator activity; calcium ion binding
Source: RefSeq, a predicted model, not a curated record
AUGGGCGGCAGCAGGUGGGCGAGGCCCCUGCCCAGCGAUGGACAGGGAUCUGGCCGGGUGCUGGCAGCCUCUGUACCUGCCGGGCCUGCACACCUGGGCACCGCGGGCCCCAUCCGGGUGCUGACUCUGCUCGCGUUUCUGCCCGCAGUGUCCACGAAGGACCUGAUCGAGACGUGCUGCGCAGCCGGGCAGCAGUGGGCCAUCGACAGUGACGAGUGCCUGGACAUCCCCGAGAGCAGCGCCGAGAGUGACGUGUGCAGGACGGCCCAGAAGCACUGCUGUGUGUCCUACUUGAAGGAGAAGAGCUGCAUGGCUGGCGUGCUGGGCGCCAAGGAGGGCGAGGCCUGCGGGGACGAGGACAACGACACCUGCGGCGUCUCCCUGUACAAGCAAUGCUGUGACUGCUGCGGCCUGGGGCUCCGCGUGCGGGCUGAGGGCCAGUCCUGUGAGUCCAACCCCAACCUCGGCUACCCCUGCAACCAUGUCAUGCUCUCCUGCUGUGAGGGCGAAGACCCCCUCAUUGUGCCCGAGGUCCGCCGGCCUCCAGAGCCUGAGGCCGCACCACGGAGAGUCUCAGAGGCAGAGCUGGCGAGCCGGGAGGCCCUGUCGCUGGGCACGGAGGCCGAGCUGCCCAACAGCCUGCCGGGCGACGACCAGGACGAGUGCCUGCUCCUGCCGGGGGAGCUGUGCCAGCACCUGUGCAUCAACACGGCGGGCGCCUACCGCUGCGCCUGCUUCCCCGGCUUCUCGCUGCAGGGUGACGGCCGCACCUGCCGCCCAGAUGGCGGCCCCUCCAAGCCGGAGGCCGCAGAGGAGUCUGUGCAGAGGCCCGAGUCCUCCCAGGAGGCCCCCAACACCAUCCCGUUGUCCGUGCCGCAUCCCAACAUCUGCCAAGACAACGGGCCCUGCAAGCAGGUCUGCAGGGUCGUCGGGGACGCGGCCGUGUGCUCCUGCUUGCCUGGCUUCGCCAUCAUGGCGGACGGCGUGUCCUGUGAAGACCAAGAUGAGUGCCUGCUGGGCGCUCACGAUUGUAACCGGCGACAGUUCUGUGUGAACACCCUGGGAUCCUUCUACUGUGUCAACCACACAGUGGUCUGUGCUGAGGGCUUUAUCCUCAACAUGCACAGGAAGUGUGUGGACAUCAAUGAGUGCGUGACAGACCUGCACACGUGCAGCCGCGGCGAGCACUGUGUGAACACGGUGGGCUCCUUCAUCUGCUACAGGGCCCUGAGCUGCCAGCCAGGGUACAAGGUCGAGGAGGGCCGGUGUACAGACGUGGACGAGUGUGAGCUGGGCACGCACAACUGCCCGGCGGGCGCCGUGUGCCAUAACACCGAGGGCUCCUUUCGCUGCCAGGCUCGGGAGCGCUGCCUGGAGGGCUUCCUGCAGGACCCCGAGGGCAACUGCGUGGACAUCAAUGAGUGCACGUCUCUCUCCGAGCCGUGUCGGUCCGGCUUCAACUGCAUCAACACGGUGGGCUCCUACACGUGCAGACGGAGCCUGGUGAUCUGUGGACGUGGCUACCACGCCAGCGAGGAUGGGACCAAGUGUGUGGACGUGAACGAGUGUGAGACGGGUGUGCACCGCUGCGGCGAAGGCCAGGCGUGCCACAACCUCCCCGGCUCCUACCGCUGCGACUGCAAGCCUGGCUUCCAGCGGGACGCCUUCGGCCGCGCCUGCAUCGACGUGAACGAGUGCUGGACCUCACCCACGCGUGUCUGCCAGCACACGUGCGAGAACACGCUGGGCUCCUACCGCUGUUCCUGCGCCUCCGGCUUCCUGCUGGCGGCCGACGGCAAGCACUGUGAAGAUGUGAACGAGUGUGAGGCCCAGCGCUGCAGCCAGGAAUGCGCCAACAUCUACGGCUCCUACCAGUGCUACUGCAGGCACGGCUACCAGCUGGCCGAGGACGGGCACACCUGCACAGACAUUGACGAGUGCACCCAGGGCGUCGGCGUCCUCUGCACCUUCCACUGCAUCAACGUGCCGGGGAGCUACCAGUGCGCGUGCCCGGAGCCCGGCUACACCAUCACGGCCAACGGCAGGUCCUGCAAGGACCUGGACGAGUGCGCGCUGGGCACCCACAACUGCUCCGAGGGUGAGACCUGCCAUAACGUCAAGGGUGGCUUCCGCUGCCUGCGCUUCGACUGCCCUCCGAACUACGUCCGAGUCUCCGAAAUGAAAUGCGAGCGCACACAGUGCCACGACUUCCUGGAGUGCCAGAACGCGCCCGCGCGCAUCACGCACUACCUCCUCAACUUCCAGACCGGGCUGCUGGUGCCUGCACACAUCUUCCGCAUCAGCCCCGCGCCCGUCUUCGCCGGCGACACCAUCGCGCUGACCAUCACCAGGGGCAACGAGGAGGGCUACUUCGGCACGCGCCGCCUCAACGCCUACACGGGCGUGGUCUUCCUGCAGCGCGCCGUGCGCGAGCCGCGCGACUUCGCGCUGGACGUGGAGAUGAAGCUCUGGCGGCAGGGCUCCGUCACCACCUUCCUGGCCAAGAUGCACAUCUUCUUCACCACCUUUGCCCUGUGAGGCGGCGCCCGCCGUGGGCAGCGCGUGGAGCCCGGGUCCCCCCGCUGGUCCGGCGCCCUGGCCGCGCGCCCACCUCCGCGCUCCCGCCGGCCGCGUGGGGGACCGGCGCUGUGGCAGGUUUCCUCCGACGCUGUAAAUUAACUUAAUUUCGCUGACUUCCUUCCUCGCGGUCUGGCCUCUCCUGGCCCCAGGACGGGGCUUUAAGGGCAGUUGCAGGCCAUCGCUGGUGCCCCGUGGAAGGGGUCGGAGGAUCGGAGGCUGGACAUGGCGACCGAGACUGGAAACCACGUUGGAGCUUUGGACUCAACUGGGUGACCUGUCCCCAACGAUGAUAUUCUGUUUCAUGUUACACUGUGAUUAGUUCUUUACUUUUUUUUUUAAGAUCAUUUUUGUGUUUUUGUUUAAUUAUGAAAGUAGCACCUAUAUAUUACAAAUAUAUAUAUAUUCAAAUAGUUCCAAAGGGUUAUAAAGUAAAAAAGUGAAAAAAGAAA